Molecule: messenger RNA, 1176 nt
Organism: Nicotiana attenuata
Lineage: Eukaryota; Viridiplantae; Streptophyta; Magnoliopsida; Solanales; Solanaceae
Product: pentatricopeptide repeat-containing protein At3g13150-like
Exons: 1
Coding region: 1-1176 (391 amino acids)
Cellular component (GO): chloroplast
Molecular function (GO): protein binding
Source: RefSeq, a predicted model, not a curated record
AUGGCUUCUCUCUACCGCCGUCUCCAUGAUGUAUUCACCAAGACCGCCAAACCCCAGGUCCUUACUGCCAUCGCCGAUGUCAAAUCCAAAGUUCCUCAACCCGUCAAAGCCAUCAGUAAACCCGAAUCCUCUAAAGAACAGACAUUUCAGUCGCUGAUUCGUAAAUUCAAGCAAGACUCAAAGAAUCCUAAAUUCCGCCGCAGUUAUCAAAAAUAUGCAUCUUUCGUACGCCGGCUCAUCCAGUCUGAACAGUUCUCAGCUAUCGAAGAUAUCUUCGAACACCAAAAAGUUUACCCAGAAAUAAAAACUGAGCGUUUCGUUGUACGAUUCAUUUCCUUGUAUGGCAAAGCUGGUAUGUUCGAGCAUGCUCAGAAGCUGUUCGACGAAAUGCCCGAAUUAAGCUGUGAGCGUACCGUCAUGUCAUUCAAUGCUCUACUGGGAGCUUGUGUUAAUUCGAAGAAAUAUGAUAAAAUUAGUGAGAUUUUCAGGGAAUUUCCUGGAAAAUUAGCUAUUGAGCCAGAUGUCGUUUCGUAUAAUACGGUGAUCAAGGCCUUCUGUGAGAUGGGUUCACCGCAUUCCGCAGUUCUGCUGAUAGAAGAGAUGGGAAAAAAUGGAAUUGACCCUGAUGUUAUUACUUUCAAUACGUUGCUAGAUGCGUUUUACAAGAAUAAUAAGUUUUCUGAAGCUGAAAAAAUGUGGACUUUGAUGGAAAAGAAGAAUGUUAUUCCGAAUGUUAGGAGUUAUAACUCGCGAUUGCGCUCAUUGGUAGAGAACAGUCAGGUUGUAGAGGCUGAGGAAUUGUUUGAGGAGAUGAAGAAAAGGGGAGUAAACCCUGAUACUCAUAGUCAUAACGCGAUGAUUUCAGCUCGGGCAAAGGAUGGUGAUUUGGAAUUGGCUAAAAGUUGGUAUGCAAAGUUGGAGAAAAAUGGUUGUCUUCCUGAUCUUGUGACAUUCGUGUUACUUAUUCCUCUGGCGUGUGAUAAGGAUGAUCCUGAUUUUGCUUAUAAGUUGUGCAAGGAGUGUAUUGUUUUGAAACAUACUGUUUAUACUAGUAUAAUACAACGGGUUGUUGAUAUGAUGGUUGCUCACUCCAUGAUCGAAGAAGCAAAAGAGCUUGUGAAGAUGGGAAAGAACUGCUCAUUCCAUUAUAAGCUAGCAGUGCCAAAUGAUGCCUAG